This is a messenger RNA of Musa acuminata AAA Group (dessert banana), 835 nucleotides long. RefSeq lists its product as uncharacterized. The transcript is spliced from 5 exons. Bases 170 to 640 code for a protein of 156 amino acids. The record is from RefSeq and is a predicted model, not a curated record. NCBI's taxonomy places the organism in Eukaryota, Viridiplantae, Streptophyta, Magnoliopsida, Zingiberales, Musaceae.
UAUAUUACAAGUGUCAGAAAGUUUUAGACACUCAUUCCCUAGCCACUUACUUCUCUCCUUCCACAUCCCGCAUAUAGAAGAGGAGAUAGCUCAGAUCUCCAAGUCGUACCCCAAACGUGUACGUAUCUUCUCUUCUCGUAUAGUCCUCCUAGGAGCAAACCUCCUUCCAAUGAAGCCUGCGGUGUCAGUGAUGUUUCUUCUUUUCCUGGUUCUACUACUAUCGGCUAACAGACCUCAAGGGACCAGAGUGUUGGAAGAAGAGUCACUGGCUCCCCUGCACCGCCAAGUCCAUGUCAGUGGCUUCUCGGAGAAAGAGAGUUUGAUGAAAGAAGCAAAAGAAGAAGAGAACGGGGUUCCAGGAGAACUGCUCCGACGGGGAUCACAUGGGGAUCUCUCAGGAAAGAGCAGGAAACUCAUGACCAAUGCGAUGGCCACCUCUAAGAGCGGUAAGAGCAACGACGUGGGAGCCGACAGUGCACAGAACAAUCAGAAACAUUCCAAGGAUGAAGCCGAUAGGAGCCAAGACGACACCCACACGGCGCCGCCUGCUUCGAAGCGACCGCCGACCUACCCCGACAUCCUGGACAUAGCGGGAAUGGACUAUUCUCCUGCAAAGAGAAAGCCUCCAAUCCACAACUGAAACGUUAGCAGGAACAAACCAAUACCAACAGCUUAGGUGGGUAGAGUAGGAGAGAGAUCGGACAGCAGCAUUGCAGGAAAUGCUGCAGUUUUCUUGGCUUAGGUCCCAUUUUGUGUAGAUACUACUAAAAAGUAUGCAUCAUCGUUAUAUUUAUCAACUUCAUGAAUGAGCAUUUGAUGAUCACAUUUGCAAGCA